Molecule: messenger RNA, 1224 nt
Organism: Ilex paraguariensis (yerba mate)
Lineage: Eukaryota; Viridiplantae; Streptophyta; Magnoliopsida; Aquifoliales; Aquifoliaceae
Source: the annotation of a GenBank genome assembly
AUGGCCACUUAUUUCCCCAGUUCAAACAAUCAAAGAGAUGUUGCACCAAUGCUCUAUAUGAGCCAACCUCUGUCCAGCUCUCAUACUGAACCAUCGGUUCUUCCUGGGAAUAUGAUGAUGUAUAUGAACUACUCAUCUUCUGCUGCCUCAUAUUCGGAUACAUUGGUAGGGAAUUCCCAGCAGAUUGAUGUUAUGGCUAUGGGAGUUUCGGAUUCCAACUCAUCACAACAAGGAAUUAUGGCAAAUCUCGGGGGGUCUCGAACUGGGGAACAUGAUUUCAGUACAUGGAGGGAUGGUAGGAGUGAAAUGCUACUGAUGCACCCUAUGGAUGGUGCCAUGGACACACUUCAAAGCAGACAAAACUCUCAAGGAUUAUCCCUCAGCCUCAGUACUCAUAUUCCAUCUGGAAUUCAAAUGUCUUCUAUGCAGUACAGGAGUAAUAAUCCUGGUUUUUCUUCAUUCUUGAGUCCUAAUCCAUCCCGGCGAGGGUUGUGGGAGGAAUCGAGCAGUCCGGAUUCAAUGAAAGCAGAUAUUUCUUCAUUUGGAAUGCCAACUACAAGAACCAUUCCGAAUUUCAAGUACCUAAAGGCAGCACAGCAAUUGCUUGAUGAAGUUGUGAAUGUCCGGAAAGCUCUGAAGCGGCAUGAUUCCAAGAAGGAGUUGGUGAAGGAUUCUAAAGAAGUUGAUGGCGGAUCAAAAGAUGAUAGCUCAGUGCCUCCCGCAAAUGGAGAGUCUUCAAACCCACGAGAGUCGUUGAGCGACUCACCAAGUGAGCUUUCAGCUGCUGAAAAACAGGAUCUACAAAACAAGAUGACCGAGCUUUUGUCUAUGCUGGAUGAGGUUGAUAGGAGGUACAAACAGUAUUAUCACCAAAUGCAGACCAUUGUUUCUUCAUUUGAUGCAAUAGCAGGAUUUGGGGCAGCUAAACCCUACACAGCACUUGCCCUCCAAACAAUUUCACGUCACUUUCGUUGCUUGCGUGAUGCAAUAGAUGGUCAGAUUCGAGUAACAAGGAGAAGCCUCAGGGAACAAGAUGGUUCAACAAGUAGUAAAGAGGUUGGAAUAUCUCGCCUUCGUUAUGUGGACCAGCAGAUCAGACAACAGAGAGCCCUUCAGCAGUUUGGUAUGAUGCAACAACACGCGUGGAGGCCACAGAGGGGGCUGCCCGAAAGCUCUGUCUCAAUUCUGCGUGCUUGGCUUUUUGAGCAUUUUCUCCAUCCGUAA